UGGACACUCACCUUGUUCUCAAGUCUCGCUUGCGUGCUUGGCGCUUGCUUCAUCUACAUCGAUGUCAUCAUCAGGCGCCUACCAGGAUGCGCAUCCUUCGACCUCAUCAACGACAAGCGCAUCCUCGUCUCUGGCAUGAGCAUCGGAUCCGGCGUCUUGCUCUUCACAGCACUGAACAAGAUGCUCCCAGAAGCGCUUGAUUAUCUGACGCCUGUCUUUGAGCGAAAGAGUGUCAGUCAUGCUGUUCUGAUGGCCGGGUAUCUUGCAGGCGUUAUUGUCUGCAUGCUCCUCAACAAUAUACUCCUGCCAUAUCUGACACCCGACAGCGUUAUCCACUGUUGUGGCGACGAGAACGAUGAUCAUCAUGCACACCAGGACGCGCAUUCUUCAGCGACAGAUGAGACAACGCCCUUGGUACAGCAACCAUCGAUGCAUAGUCUGCGACGCUCAAAGACGAGCUUCUCACAAUGCAAACGCACCGAUGCUGAACGUGCUGGACCAUGUGCCGGGUAUUCUGAUUUGUGUGCCGCUGAUGAAAAGAAUGAUUUCUUGCGCAUUGGCUUCCAGACUGCGCUUGCCAUCUCUUUUCACAAGGCACCGGAAGGCCUCAUCUUAUUCCUGUCAUCACAUGCAGAUGCAGCGCUAGGCUUUAGAGUAUUUCUGGCGCUAGCCAUUCACAACCUCGUGGAAGGCUUUACGAUUGCUUAUCCUCUCUAUCUAGCGUUUGAGAAUCGCUUCAAGGCGCUUGGGGCCGCAGUCCUCCUUGGCGGUCUCAGCCAACCCGUUGGCGCACUGAUUGGUUUCGCCAUCACAAAGGCACAGGGAUCGCACAAGUUUGAUGAACGAUCGCUCGAUUUGUCUUAUGGACUCCUGUUCUCUGCAACUGCUGGCUUCAUGUCCUUCAUUUCAGUCGUUUCAAUGCUGCCACAAGCCAUCAAGAAUGAU
Protomyces lactucae-debilis is the source of this 945-nucleotide messenger RNA. Its product is annotated as Zinc/iron permease. Gene Ontology annotation, molecular function: zinc ion transmembrane transporter activity. Gene Ontology annotation, cellular component: membrane. NCBI's taxonomy places the organism in Eukaryota, Fungi, Ascomycota, Taphrinomycetes, Taphrinales, Protomycetaceae. Gene Ontology annotation, biological process: zinc ion transmembrane transport. The transcript is spliced from 2 exons. The record is from RefSeq and is a predicted model, not a curated record. The annotation marks the transcript as partial.